Molecule: messenger RNA, 1356 nt
Organism: Peromyscus eremicus (cactus mouse)
Lineage: Eukaryota; Metazoa; Chordata; Mammalia; Rodentia; Cricetidae
Product: mitochondrial ornithine transporter 2-like
Exons: 1
Coding region: 262-1059 (265 amino acids)
Biological process (GO): mitochondrial L-ornithine transmembrane transport
Molecular function (GO): L-ornithine transmembrane transporter activity
Source: RefSeq, a predicted model, not a curated record
GUGGCCGGGGGGUUAUUCCCAAGCGGCUGGGGAGUGCAGCGGUCCGCGGCUUUGGGUUGAGUGGCCUCAGCUGGGAGACAGAGCCUGCAGCAGCCAGCCCUGGGAACCCACGGUCACUUGCCUUCUGAUGACACCCACGGAGGGGCGGACGAACAUGAAAUCCAUCCUGCCGUCCAAGCCGCCAUAGACCUCAUUGCGGGCGGCGCUGGGGGCUCAGCGUGUGUGCUGACAGGGCAGCCCUUUGACACCAUCAAAGUGAAGAUGCAGACAUUCCCCAACAUGUACAAAGGCCUCGCCGACUGCUUCCUAAGGACCUAUAACCAAGUGGGCUUCUGGGGUUUAUAUAGGGGAACCAGUCCUGCACUGCUGGCCUACGUUGCCCAGAGCUCUAUCCUAUUCAUGUGCUAUGGCUUCUGCCAACAGUUUGUCAGGAAAGUGGCCGGAGUGGAUCAGAGCGCAGAGCUGGACGACUUUCAGACUGCCACGGCUGGGUCACUGGCCUCCGCAUUUGCUGCGCUGGCCCUCUGCCCCACUGAGCUUGUGAAGUGCCGGCUGCAGACCAUGUAUGAAAUGAAGAUGUCAGGGAAGACAGUACAAACCUAUAGCACAAUUUGGGCUAUGGUUAAGAGUAUCUUCCUGAAGGAUGGUCUCUUAGGCUUCUAUCGUGGACUUCCCACCACUCUAUUUCAGGAAAUACCUGGCUAUUUCUUCUACUUUGGGGGCUAUGAACUCGGUCGAUCAUUUUUUGCCGCGGGAAGACCAAAGGAGGAACUAGGCCCUGUCCCUUUGAUGUUAAGUGGAGGCUUUGCUGGGAUCUGCCUCUGGCUUAUCAUAUUCCCAGUGGACUGUAUUAAAUCCAGAAUCCAGGUUCUUUCUAUGUCUGGGCAUCGAGUAGGAUUAAUCAGAACCUUUUUAAGUGUUGUGAGAAAUGAAGGAAUAUUAACCUUGUAUUCUGGAAUGAAAGCCACUCUGAUUCGAGCUAUCCCUUCCAACGCUGCUCUGUUUUUGGUCUAUGAAUACAGCAGGAAGAUGAUGAUGGACGUUGCAGAAGAAUACUGAAGUGUUUUGAUGAAACCCUUGUCCAAGCACAUGAGUGUGAGGACCAUGGCUCUAGAUAUCAAAGAGUUCAAGACCAACAUGGAGUUGUCUUUGACUGAGAAUUUUGGGUUUGUCCUUCCUUCCUCCAAAUCUCAAACUUGGUGGAGAAAUCUUUAUAUCCUAUGGUUUCUUUCCACAAGCAUACUGAAAUAGAAAAAUCACUGCUUUUGCUGGUGGUGGGAUCUGCAGGGUGAACCCAAGAGCCUAUGUACUUGAAGGUUAUCGGGGCUGCUUCAUAAAUCUAUGUAACAUCUUAAA